This is a messenger RNA of Wallemia mellicola CBS 633.66, 1062 nucleotides long. Its product is annotated as vacuolar protein sorting-associated protein 26. The record is from RefSeq and is a predicted model, not a curated record. Gene Ontology annotation, biological process: intracellular protein transport; retrograde transport, endosome to Golgi. Gene Ontology annotation, cellular component: endosome; retromer complex. Bases 98 to 994 code for a protein of 298 amino acids. Lineage: Eukaryota; Fungi; Basidiomycota; Wallemiomycetes; Wallemiales; Wallemiaceae. The transcript has 3 exons.
GGAAUAAGCAUUCAUCAGCUUAAGUGACUAAAAGUGACCAAAGUGUCAUAAAGACUAGUAAAUCACAAUCGAAGACUACGCAGGAUCAUAUAAAAGCAUGUCAUUCCUCGGAUUUGGCCCUUCAGUUGAGCUAUCAAUAGCCCUCAAUGAAGAGCAAGAUCGCAGGACAGCCGAAGUGAAAGAUCAGAAAGACCGUAAGACUAAUUGUCCAAUUUAUUAUGAUGGCGAGAAUGUUAAUGGUCAGGUAUCGGUUAGAGUUAAGGAUGGCAAAAAGAUAACGCAUGAAGGUAUAAAGGUUGAAUUCAUUGGUACAAUUGAAUUAUUUAAUGAUAAAUCUAAUCAUCAUGACUUUCUCACACUCUCACAAGAACUCGCUGGCGCUGGUGAUCUCCGUUCUUCUCAAACAUUCGAUUUCAAUUUCAAGAAUGUUGAAAAAGCAUAUGAAAGUUAUCAUGGUAUAAACGUUAAUUUGAGAUACCUCAUUAGAGUAACUUUAUCAAGGCGUAUGAAUGAUGUCGUACGCGAGAAAGAACUCUACGUACAUUCACAUCGUAUGCCACCUGAAAUUAACGACGUUAUUAAAAUGGAAGUCGGUAUUGAAGAUUGUUUACACAUUGAAUUCGAAUAUAGCAAAUCAAAGUAUCACCUUAAAGAUGUCAUAGUUGGAAAGAUAUUCUUCUUAUUAGUUAGAAUUAAAAUAAAACAUAUGGAAUUAUCGAUAAUAAAGCGUGAAAGCACUGGAAGUGGUCAUAAUCAAUACAAUGAAUCUGAUACAAUAACAAAGUAUGAAAUUAUGGAUGGUGCACCAGUAAGAGGUGAAACCAUCCCAAUACGACUCUUCCUCGGUGGAUUUGACUUAACACCUACAUUCAGAGAUGUCAAUAAGAAAUUCUCUGUAAGAUAUUACCUCAAUUUGGUUCUCAUAGAUGAGGAGAAUAGGAGAUACUUCAAACAACAAGAAAUAACAGUCUACAGAGAUGAAGAUCUUUCAUAACAAUCUUGAAUUUGUACAAAGAAUGAAUAUACCCAUGUCCAUAUUUGAAUAUGCGUAUAUCGCGUACU